Messenger RNA from Corvus hawaiiensis (hawaiian crow), 2183 nucleotides. Its product is annotated as granzyme M-like. Gene Ontology annotation, biological process: proteolysis. The transcript has 4 exons. The record is from RefSeq and is a predicted model, not a curated record. The coding region runs from base 132 to 1013 and encodes 293 amino acids. Gene Ontology annotation, molecular function: serine-type endopeptidase activity. NCBI's taxonomy places the organism in Eukaryota, Metazoa, Chordata, Aves, Passeriformes, Corvidae.
CUUCCCCUUCCUGCCCCCCUGAGCGCGAUCUGUGCCCCGCUGCUGCCCUGCUCCGCUGUCACACGCGACCUGGGGCUCCUCCAGCACCGCUCCAGCUCGGGACCAGCACCAGGAGACGUGGAGCAGGCAGGAUGGGGGCGGGGGGCUGCCUGGGGCCGCUGCUGCUGCUGCUGCUGCUGCCGCCCCUCCCUUGGGGUGAGCACCGGGGCCAUGGGUCCAGCGUGGCCAGCGGGGGCUCGGAGUCACUUGCCAGGGCGGUGGCAGGUGCUGGUGGGGACGGGACCUGGCUCCAGUCGUCGAUCAUCGGGGGACGCGAGGCCAAACCCCACUCCCGGCCCUAUAUGGCAUCCCUCCAGUUCAGGAGGGUUCACAUCUGCGGGGCAGCGCUGCUGCACCGGCGCUGGGCGCUGACGGCCGCGCACUGCCUGCGUCGGGGGUCGUGGGAUAAGCUGGAGCUGGUGGUGGGGCUGCACAAAUUGCGGGAUAGCGGGGAGGACGUGCAGAGAUUCCCCAUCCGGGCUGCCUGUCCCCACCCCGGCUACGACGGAGAUACGAUGGAGAACGACCUGCUCCUGCUCCAGCUGGAGGGGACGGUGACACUGAGCAGGACACGGGGUCUCAUCUCGCUGCCGAGCCGGGAGCCAGCGCUGGGAGCGCGGUGCAGCCUGGCGGGCUGGGGGGUCCUGGACAGCGAGCGCCAGAAGCUGUCGCCCACCCUGCAGGAGCUGGAGGUGAAGGUGAUGGACGCGCAGAUGUGCAACAACAGCCGCUUCUGGAACGGCCGCAUCGCCCGCACCAUGAUCUGCUUCCAGGGAGAGCACCGCGGCUCGGCACCCUCCAAGGGUGACUCGGGGGGCCCGUUGGUGUGCGGGAAGCGGCCGGCAGUGGCCGGCGUGAUGUCCUUCAGCAGCCGGGACGCCACUGACCUUUUCAAGCCGCCAGUGGCCACCUCGACCGUGAAGUACAAGAAAUGGAUCCAGAAAACUCUGCGGAGGGGCUGCCCCCAGGGAUAGACAGAACACCCCUUCCUAUUUACACAGGUUGGCUUUUAAUUGGGAAUACUGUCCAGAGUCUGGUAAAAUAACAUCCUUAGUACAUAGAUACAGUGACGGGGAGCGGAGCUCGGCAGGAUUGUCCAUGGAGGAGGGGGAGGGCAGUGGCUCGGAUCCCGGGAGGUGAUGCUGGCCCUCCUGCCACCCCUGUGCUCCCUUACAGCACUUGGGAGUGCUGCUCCUGGGAUUUUCCACCUUUUCCUUCAGUGCCGGCCGCUGCCAGGGCAGGGGGGCUCCAGUGGGCACUGGGGUGUGCCCGUCCCCACAACCCCAGUGAACAUCCUUGGGGACACCCUGCAUUUCCCCACGGUCCUGGUGUCUCCCUGUCCCCACUGUAUGUCCCCAGUGCAACAACCCAGAGCCCCUCACUGUGUCCCCACAGCCGCCCAGGUGUGUCCCCUGCACAUGUCCCCAUAGCCCUGUGUCUGUCCCUGCACCCCCCAGCACUGGGAUGGGGGGGCACAAAGGUGGCCCCACCCGAAGCAGGUAGUGAUGGUGGGAGGACGGGGAGGUAUCCAUGGGGUCUGGGACCACCUGGAUUGGGGGUCCCUCUGAAGCCCAUCCCGCUCCCAGGGGCCGAGGCACUUCCCACACACCCCAGUCUCAGCACCUGGGCCCGGCUGGCAGCAGAAGUGGGGGUGUCCCCGGGGUUUUGGGGCCGGGAGGCCCCGUGCUCGUGGGCGUAAUCCAGUCCUGGAUGGAUUCGUGUCCACAUCCACAAGGACACACCGGCAUCCUGGCUGUGAGCCGAGGCUCUUCUGCCCCAGGGGUGGGAGGCUGGGGGGCUGCGGAUGAAGGUGAAGGACCCCAGACCCUUUCCUGGGGGUUGGGGCAUCCCGGUGCUGGCUUAGCACCCUGUCCCCUCCCAGGGCAGCCCCCCAGCCUGGUGACAGCACCCUGUGAGCAGCCCCCAGGAUGAGCCCAUCAGGACCCUGGCCACCCCUGUGAGCCCCUGCCCGGCUCCUCCUGCACCAUUUCCACCUGCCACCACCUCGGACCGGCACAGGUCACCCAGCAGCAAUCAGGAGCCUCCAGCAGCACAAACGGGGGUCCUGGCCCCCAUCUCCCCCUCCAAAGCCUCUCCCCUGAGUCCCUUCCGCUGUUAAUAAACGAGCUGUGAUCGCUGGCAGA